AUGGUCAUGAAGAAUGCUUCAAAGACGACAAGAUUGAAAGGACAAGGGGAGAUGGGUGUACUCUUGGUGUCAUCAGAUCCAACUGCAGAUGCGAAGAAUGUCACUCAGCCAAAGAAAGCCAUCCCCAUUGCCAAGAAAACUUUCACACCACCCAAGUCAGCAUCCAAUGAUUCAACCUCCUUGACUGUGCCUUAUACGGAGGUCUCAACAACAACAAGCAAGGCAGCUGUUACAGAUGAUAAUGACCUCUUGGACUUUGUUGAACAUGUUAUUGAGGGAGAUGAACUACUCAAGAACAUGUCAGUGAGUUCCAAUGAAACUUUUGAGGUUGAUGGAGAGAAUGUGCCAGGAAAUGCCCAAAUGGAACAGGAUGAUCACAAAUACUACCAGAGUAUGAUUUACUCACCUGGCACGGGCCAGCAUCUUUGGGUGGAUUUUGAAAAGGCUGAGAAUGCUACAGUGCACGAUCUCCUCUCUGAUUCACACCGAAGGGCUGCUGCAAUUCAGCUGCCCUUUGAUUUCCCAUUCUAUGGACACAUGAUAAGGAAUGUGACCCUUGCAACUGGAGGGUUCAUCUACAUGGGAACUUUCAUCCAUUCCUGGAUUGCAGCCACUCAAUACAUUGCUCCACUCAUGGGGAACUUUGCCACAAAUUACAGCAAUGAUUCUACCAUUAAAUAUUUGUCCAAUGAGACAUCCUUCACAGUGCAGUGGGAGAAUGUCGUUCUAGCAGACUUUCUAGAGUUGGGGAAUUUCACCUUCCAGGCCACAUUGAAGAAUAAUGGAGACAUCAUCUUUGCAUAUCGUGACCUCCCUAUCAAUGUCACAGACAUCAAGUCCAAGGCACAUCCCGUCAAAAUUGGCUUGGCUGAUGCAUACAACAUUGAGCGUCGUGUUUUCUGUUUACUUAAAAACCCACAAGGAAUGAUCUGUUACAAAAGUUUCUGGUUGCAUGUAAAGGAAAUCACUAAAGGAUUUUCUGACAUGCCUGGCCCAGAUCUCAGUGAGGACAUGAAGAUCAGAUUGAGGACAAGAAGACAGAGGUUCAUUAAGCGAGCAGUAGACAAUGGAAUACCAGCUAAGGACGUCACUGAGGCAUUCGGUGUGUCUCUCUCCACUGUUUACCACGUCAUGGAGGCUGGAGACGAUCAAGAGACUCGGAGAAAAGGAAGAGCGCCACCCAAUCUGAAGCGAACCGAAGAGUUCAUGACCGAAGUGGCAGCAGCGGUUGCUGAGAAUCAGCGCAAGAGUCACAGGCAGCUGGCCAAAGAAUUUGAUGUGUCUGACAUCACUUUGAGGCAUACGGCUUGUGAUUUGGACCUGAAGUCCUACGCACUUCCUGUGAGGCAGCUGGUGACUCCACGACAGCGAGAGACUCAGCUCGCAAGGUGUUGUGGACCUGUCAUGUGUCACAUUAUCCGCCGAAAGACCAUCUACGAGUACCACCGCUUAGAGUUGAAGGACAAGCAGAAGACUGGUCAGUGGUCAGCCAUUUACCUAAAAGCCUUGGAUACAUGUCCCACCUUCAAUGACUGCAACUCCUGCCUGACUAGUUUGCCUGCAAACUCCACUUUUACCUGCUAUUGGUGUGAGCAAGCUGGUCGGUGUUCAGAUGGAGUGGAUAGGUUGAGACAAGACUGGCUGUUGAAUGGCUGCACCAGGUCUUCUGUGGGUAAUGUAUCCCAGUGCCCUGCAUCUACCCCACAGGCCAAUACCACCAUCCCUAUUUCCACAACACCCACAUCCCUUGUAACCUCCUCUGUUGCCCUAACAAGCAUGGACACCUCAUUACCUACUCCAACAAGGACUGCAUGGCCUGUAUCUGUCCGUCCCACUGCAAGCAUUUAUACCGUUUCUACAACUCCUGUCACAGUCAUUGAUGCUGGUGGACCAGCAAUGGCUAAGCACAUGGAGGAGACAGGUAUAGCGACAUCUGGAGUGAUAGGGAUCUUCAUAUCCCUUCUUGUCCUUUCUUGUGCUCUUUGGGUCCUCUAUGCCUACAAAUUUCCCCAUUCUCCCUCUGGGCAACUUCUCAUCAAGUAUCGACCAACUCAAUGGAGAUGGAGUCGCACCCCUCGCUACACUGCUGCCUCCAUUCACAUGUAGGAGAUUCAAAGAGCACAGGUGCCAGUCUAGGCACUCACCAAGCAUUGUGCCCUCCUUUCCACACAGUCAUCAUAGUUUAAUGGAAGUGCAGAACUGAGACAUAUGAUCACAAGUCCAUAGUCUCUCCUCUUCCUUCCCUCAUCAUUUCAUUUGAUCAGAGUAACUUGUGUUUUAUGUUUGAAAAGGAUUUAUCAUGUGAUAGAAGGGUGGAAUGUCGCUGGGUAUUUUGCUACUCCUCCUACCCUAUGGGACCACUCUUUCCAUCAUUUUUGCAUAAUAUGCAGAGUGCAAUAUCUGCAUGCUUGCACUCUCUUGCUCUCUAUUUCUUUUUUGCUUUGUUUGCUUCCCUGAGUCAUUGAUACUCAGUCAUUGCAUUCAUCUAGAGUUUAACUUGCGAAAGUUGCUACGAUUAGUGAAACAGGAUGGCUAGGAAGCCAUCCUGCUACACUCUUGAAUUUUCGUUUAAUAACUGGCUCUUGUCCUUUGACACUUUUCAUAAUUCAUAAGAGAACUCAAUACAUAAUUUUGUUACUUUGUGUAACCAAAAUAAGUGUUCAUUCUACUUUUUGGUGCUUUUUUCAUCUUCAUGCAAAAUGGGUGGAUUGUUCAUUGAUAAGAUGAUAUGGUAUUCUUUGCCUUGCAAUUGUCUCAAUCCAAUAGUCUAUCAAUGGACUCAAAAGUGUUUAGCCUGAGGAUAGGAGAGAGAGAGCUGAUGGAUGUGUUCCCUAUUCCUUCCUCUAAUUGAGCCACACAAUCCCCAAGGAUUCAUAUUCUUCUUUAUUGGGGUCUGAUGGUUUUUUUUUAAUCACUUUCCUUUGCCCUCUGAUUUGUCACCAAUAGAGACUGGAUCACGGAUCUGAUAGUGUCACCAUCCUAAUCAGAAUUUUGUUUCAGGCACAAAAAAUGGGACAUAUCAGAUCUGAUUGCUUCCCUUUAUUAUACCUUCGUUUUAUGAUGUUGGCCUUAUGGUGUUUCUAGUCAGCAUGUAUUGACCAUAUUGCUGUGAAUCUCAUCAUCCUAUUGCAAAACAGUGUGCCUUGCUCUGAAUCUAUUUUUUCUUCUCACUGUGAUUCUCAUAGUGCCUACAUCCUUCAAUUUCCUUCACAUUUGACAUGUUCUUGUGCAGAAAACUGGGUGACGAAAUAAAAUGCCUUUAUGAUUAUGCUUUUAAA
Messenger RNA from Darwinula stevensoni, 3278 nucleotides. The record is from the annotation of a GenBank genome assembly. Lineage: Eukaryota; Metazoa; Arthropoda; Ostracoda; Podocopida; Darwinulidae.